AAGACAAAGAACAUGUUUUACAGGAUUUGACGAUGUUAGGAAAUGUCAAGAAUGAUCGACGAGGAGAUUGGAUUAUAAAUAGAGAAAGAUAGAUAAAUAGAUAAGUUAAAAUUAGAACAGUUAAAGGAGGUUUGUGGUUACUACAAGAGAUAACCAUUGUUUCCUGUAUAUACUACUGAUAUACAUCCUCUAACUUAAAACAAGAUAUCUGAAACGUUGCUAAUUUCAUCACAAUCACCUCUACUUCAACAAUCAUGAAUGAUCUUAUUGCAAAGUUCAACUUCUCAAAAGUUCUCACAUCCAACCCCCAGACAAAAAGUAUUGUACUUCUUGGUCAAAUAGAUGGAGAAGAUGCAAUCGUCUCAAUUGAGAAAUCACACUUUAUCUCAUCAGAUGAAUCUCCAAUUGAUCUCACCAAAUUGGUACAAGACCUCCGAUUGAUUCAACAAAAUGACAUCUAUUCAUGGUCCUUGGCAAAUCUUGCUCAGGAUAUCGAGCUGGCUCCAGGUGCCAAACUUAAUGUAGUGUAUCCAGCUACUGAAACACACAUCCGCAAGUACUCACAACAAAAGCUUCACUAUGUUGUAGAAACUCCAGAGAUGUACAGGAACUUUGUUGAACCAUAUAUUGAAACCAUGAAGGGAGAUAGAAUUAAAUGGGUGUACAACAUUUUAUUUGAAGGUAAGGAGGCAGAAUCUGUCAUCUAUCACGAUAAGGAUCCAGAGUCUGGAUUUGUCCUUUUACCAGACAUGAAGUGGGAUGCACAAAACAUGGACUCAUUAUACUUGUGCUGCAUUGUGAAUCGCAAAGACAUUGCAAGUGUUAGAGAUAUUCGUGGUAAGCAUGCCUCAUUUUUGAGUGGAGUUCAACAACGUAUCAAGCAGCUUGUAGAAGAAAAAUACCCUGUCAAAGGCGAUGAAGUCAGGAUCUUUAUCCAUUAUCAACCUUCAUAUUACCACUUCCAUAUCCAUGUGGUCAAUGUCAAGCAUCCAGGCUUGGGUGAUGGUAUUGCUGCUGGUAAGGCUAUCUUACUUGACGAUGUUAUUGAAAAUGUGAAAUUAAUGGAUGAUUACUAUGAAAAGAGAAGGUUGGGAUACAUUAUUGGAGAAAACCAUGGACUUUGGAACUGGCCAGGCUAUCAAGAAGCACAUGAGAAGAAUGGUGGUAAAUAAAUAACUAGAAUACAGUUUCUAAAUAU
Molecule: messenger RNA, 1198 nt
Organism: [Candida] anglica
Lineage: Eukaryota; Fungi; Ascomycota; Pichiomycetes; Serinales; Debaryomycetaceae
Source: the annotation of a GenBank genome assembly